Ruditapes philippinarum (Manila clam) is the source of this 2749-nucleotide messenger RNA. RefSeq names its product dynactin subunit 1-like. NCBI's taxonomy places the organism in Eukaryota, Metazoa, Mollusca, Bivalvia, Venerida, Veneridae. The transcript is spliced from 8 exons. The record is from RefSeq and is a predicted model, not a curated record. Bases 182 to 1144 code for a protein of 320 amino acids.
UUUUUAAUUUGUUAUAAGCAGCCGGAAGUAAACAGGUACUCUGCCUGACAACGGGACGCUCUUUCCAUUUUUACAUCAAUUAAUCUUGUUAAAAAUACUUGUUCAAAAGGUUAAACAAUGUUAUAGUCAUGAGGAGUCAGGACAAUGAGAUAAGGCUGAAUCUAUCUUUUCAUAACUCGUAAUGUUUACCCAUGUGUUGGUAUCAAAUGAAUUAUAUCCUAAAAAGACUGCCAAAUCAGUGUUUAUAGAACACAAAAUGAAGCCUGAGAGGGACCCUUUCUUGUGCACAUGUGGUCCAUGUAAGAAAUUUUGGCGAGACACAUUCAGUGAAAGUGGUGAUUUACUAAGAGAGCCCCCAGCAUGUCGGGGUCAGCAUACUGCAAUAUUGUCUGCUCAGAGCAAGGUGGUCAAAGUUGGUGAUAGAGUCCUUGUUCAAAACAAAUUUCCAGAUGUAAUAGAUGGAAGAUCAGGAACUGUAAAAUGGGUGGGAGUGUUAGACGAAGAUUCAAUAGCUCCCGAGUUAUAUGUUGGUGUAAGACUUGAUGACAAUAUUAAUUCAACACACAAUGGAAUAUAUAAUGGAAAGAGAUAUUUCCAUGUCCCGCGAGGUCAUGGUGCUAUGGUUAAAUACACAGAAGUCAUGCCUUUAAAACAACCAGAAAAACGCCCAGCAAUAUCAGGAAACCCAAUGUUCCCUAGCUGGCAUGAGGUCCAAAGAAGACGGAAAGAAAGAAAUCAAAAAUUACAAACAAUUUAUCAAAGUGCUGGAAUGGCAGGGCCUCAGUUUGUUGAACCGUAUGUGACACCACCAAAGACUGCUGCAGCAGCAGGAUCGCGAGGGACGUCGCCUGUUAAAGCUUAUAGAGAACCAAUAAUUCACAUCAGUGACCCAAAUGAUAUAGCAUUAAGAGACUUGCAUAAGAAGACACAAAUAGAUACAAAACGUAAAGUGUUAAAAGAGGAUCGCGAUCAGAAAGAGAUGGAACGGUUUAGAGAACAUUUUGGCGGCGGCCCUGAGGCAGAUCGACUUGCAAUGACAUUAAAAAAAUUAAAAGUAGCUUAUCAAGAAGGAAAAGAUCUGGUGCGGAGAAGGUCAAAUAAAGAUCACGACCUUACAUCGGAAUCGGGACUUAGUGAUUAUUAAACUUUUGUGUUUACCAAUGAUGAACUAUUGUUGAUAUUAGAGAAGAAGAGAUGUUAUAUUAAUAAGUUUGACGAUGUAGUUUUAAACUUAUUUUAAAAAUUAUUUUAGUUUUGAUUUAAAAGUGGAAUGGACAAAAAAAUUGUAAAGACGGCAUUUACAUAAUAUCAGGGGAGAUGAAAAUUUUGUAAUUUUGGAUUUGAGCGAAGUGUUGUAUAUACUCGUAACAUCAAAGAAAAGUCUUCCAUAGAUGUUGUUGCAUAAUAAUAUACUGAGAAAAAAAUUAUAGCCAAGAAUCAAAACAAUUUUAAAACCAAGUGCAAAUUGAAAAUCUUAAAUCUAUCUCUUUUCCCAUUUCAUACAUGUUUUAGCAUGUAUAAAGACAAAUAUCAAAUUCUUGUACAUGUAGUAUAAAAAUUACAGCAAUUCUUUGUUAAUCAAAAUAAAUAUCAAAUUAAAUAGGUAAAUUAUGUCAAGUUACAUGUCACAUAAAUAGCCAAAAUUUAUAAUAUUUAUAUUGAAAAUGUGAGAAAAAUAUAGUGAUACAGUAUUUUUAGAAUAGAAUUUUGUCACUAUAUUUCAAGAUAUUUUAUUAUAUAUAUAAUGUCACUUUACAUACACUCUUUGUUUUUAUAUUUAGUUUACAUUAGCUUUACUAGAUUGUGCUCAUUCAUAACUGACAGUGUAGUGUGUUGAUUACUUGUUUGUUAUUUUUUUUUGUCUGUGAUAUUUGUUUACAUUUUUUGUUAAUAUUUUCUUUAAAGGGACAUGCAUUCACAUUUUUUGUUAAUAUUUUCUUUAAAGGGACAUGCAUUCACUUAUUUUUUUUGCCUUUUUUUUGUUCUUCGGGAAUUAAGUACAUGUAUGCAUGUAUAUAAGAGUAAUUGAGCAUGUUUUCCCAAUUGUAUGAAAGCAGAAAAGUGUUAUGUUUGUUAAUAUUGUAUGUAAUAAUUGUACAAAUGACAAAAAAAAAACCAGAAAAGAUUUUUUUAUCUCGAAAAUAUGACUUAAGGUGGACCAAAAAAAAAAUAAAUAUACAUGUAGUUAAGCAACUUUUCUGUAAUCACAUGUUAAAUAUCUAUAGAAUUUUGAGUUCAGCAUGCUAUGCACUGGUACUUGCACUUCUAUUACUAUUAAUGAAUUUUAUUGUAGGGUGGAGGCAUGCCCCUUUAAUAUCUUUGUUCUAUUUUUAGAGGGUACUUAAAGUUUAAGUAAAACACUUUUACAAUUUGACAAAAGCUUUCCUGGAGAUGCUAAGAAGCUUUGCUAUACAUAUCUGUUGUGCAUUUUGUUGAUUCAAUUUUUUUGUUCAAUUAUUUUUUUGGUGAAGAUUUUUACAUAGUGUAUGGAUUAAUUAAUGGUAUUUUUUAUGUAAGAAUUUUUUUAAAUUCAUUAUAUUUUGGUAAAGAUUUAUACAUAGUGUAGGGUUUUUUUUAAUGGUAUUUUUUUAUAUUAACUUGAAUACUCAGGUUUAAAUUUAUGCAAACAAAUAGUAAGGCAGUAUAUUGUGAAAUAAGUUCAGUGUAAAUUUUUGUAUGAAAUUUCAAAUACUUAACAGUGCUUUUUAUCAAGAAAUAGGUGUAAAACUAUUUCAUUAUUAUGAUAAAG